AUGCCUCUCGGAACAUUUGGGAGGAUCGCGGUCGCGAAGCACAUUCACGACAAGAGGAAGGACGACGACUCUUCCUCCUCGGACGAUGAGAAGCGUGGGCUUGGCCCGGUGGGGAAGGUCGCGGCGGUGGGGGCUAUUCACCAUCGCCGCGAGGAACAUGAUCGGGAACUAGGCCCGGUUGGAAAGGUGGCAGCGGCUGGGGCGAUGCAUCACCACCGGGAGGAGGAGAAAGAAGAGGAACAGAUGAAGCGGCAGCAGCAGCAGCAGCAGGCGGCUUACGCGGCGGGACAACAGGCGGCCUACUAUCCGCAGCAGCCCGGCUAUCCGGCCCAGUACCCUGCCGGGGUCGCCCCCAGCCCAGCUUACCCGGCUGGGUAUCCCGCUCAGAGCGUUCCUGGACCGUACCCAUACUCGACACCAUACCCACCCCCUAAAUAG
Klebsormidium nitens is the source of this 438-nucleotide messenger RNA. NCBI's taxonomy places the organism in Eukaryota, Viridiplantae, Streptophyta, Klebsormidiophyceae, Klebsormidiales, Klebsormidiaceae. The record is from the annotation of a GenBank genome assembly.